Messenger RNA from Syngnathus typhle (broad-nosed pipefish), 995 nucleotides. RefSeq lists its product as uncharacterized. The coding region runs from base 190 to 678 and encodes 162 amino acids. The transcript has 5 exons. Lineage: Eukaryota; Metazoa; Chordata; Actinopteri; Syngnathiformes; Syngnathidae. The record is from RefSeq and is a predicted model, not a curated record.
UGCAUCCCCUGCUAUUUUAGGCUAGGCAGUUUGUGAAAGGCUUCACUCUCUCUCUUUUACAAGUGUUUAGCUUCCUCGGCCACAGUCACCAGGCGUGCUGACCAGAAAGAAACUUUGCUGUAAUGUCAUAUAGUUGGUCAAGCAGGACAAGGACAGCACAAACAGAACAGGAGCGCGAGGCCUUUGUUUAUGCUGGAGCCAGAUAGAAUAGGUGAAAUGUCAAGGACUUCUUCACAAACGACUCUGCAGACCUACAGGGUCAACGACAAAGACCUCACUGAGAUUGAACUCCAUUCUGUGGACUCCAUCAAUGACCUUCAUCGGACUCAUCCGGAACACAACCACAAAGGAACGAAGCCGCCCCGCCCCGCUUACACGCCUUCCGUGAAUGGGACGCUGCAAGCACACCACAUGAGAUGUGUCAGCGCAGGACCAGGAUGGCAGGACUCGUUGGCUCCAAGCUCGUGGCGAGCCUACGCUAUAGCUUGUGUUGUCAUCACACUGCUUCUGCUCACACUUGCACUCAUUUUCUACUUCCUGGUACAACAAGGCAACGCAGUACAGAGGCUGACUGAAGCCUUGAAGGAGAAAGAAGCUGCAGCCACACAACUAUCCGUGCUGAUCCAACAACUACAAGUGCUCACACUCAACCUGACAGCCACAAGGGGGCGGACAUGAGUGACAAUGUGUGUAAGGGAAAGGAUUAGAAAAGGACACCCUCUGAACUUUUGACAUGCAAACACAUUCAGAUAUUUUAUAGAUUAGUUUAAUCGAGAGCUUCUUUUGCAAUAAAAAUAGACAUAAAAUAGAUUUUUUUUAAAAUCAGUCAGGUCCACUUUUCUCCUUUUAACAGGUAUGUCAUUUUGUUAAUAGCACAUACAAUAACAUCCUCAAACUGUGGUAAAAAUAUUGAAACUCAUAAAGAGGGCCAAUACAUUGAUAUAUAUUUUUGUUAUUCAAUAUAUUCAUACAUAAACAAAAUCCUUCCCACUGGU